CUAAAAAGCGUCUCCGUGUGGACAGGCCCUCAGUGAGUUAUCUAUGGGGCACAUGCGCAAUGUGUGCGCAGACUUGAGAAGCAGCAUUUCGAUUAAACAUGCGCGAAUGCAAGUUGAGACCCGGUGGAAUGAUCUAUGUUCCGUAGCCACUAGCCAGGCUAACUUAGUUGGCUGCAGCUAGCUACCCAACUAGCGACGUGGAUAUCUUGACAUUGAAGAAACGGUGCUAAAUAUAGUGGGAAGAAUGUCCAGAUGGUCAGAAAAUAUAGCCAGUCAUUAAUGGCAGUUGUCCACCAAUUUAGCUAACGUAACGUUAGCUGUCGUCCUGGUCCCACAGGGCUGAAUCACUUAUGGCAACGUUAGCUAGCUGGUCGGUUAUCUAGUUCUAGCUAGCUAGCCAACUAUCGAUAGCUGGCUGGCAAGACAUCUCGGCAAGCUACAUUUAGCUAGCCAGCAAAGUUAACGUUAGAUGCUACCUCGCAACUGGCUACGUAUCUGACAACAGAUUAACGUUUUUCUCUGAAAAGCACAAUAUUUCACCGCAUCGUUUCGGGCCAAACCAAUUUCAAUUCACAACGCUAACGCUGGCUAACCUAACUUGGAUGUGAAGAAAUCUCUCCGGAAGGCCGCCGGUGUAGGGGUGGGGACUUCAAGGGGUUUACACGAAAAAAACAUCUGGAGAAACACUGACCGGAGGAAAGGACAUUACAAUUUAAUGAUGGAGUCGUCUUUGGGACUAAGUCAGGAUAAAUGUGUGGCAACGGUAAAAGGUGUGGAACAUCGGGCUGGACAGAAGGAACCAAGACUUCUCUCUCUCAUCGAGCGCUCUGGGGAGUUUGAGUUGGGAGUUUUGGCAAAUCCUGAUUCAGUUGUGACAAGUCCUCAGCCUGACCUGUAUAUACCCAUCAAUAGUCAUUUUAACAUAGUACGAGAGGCUGAGGAGGCUCUUCUAAUAGAUAUCCCGCUAAACGCCUCGUUUCGCGUGCGUCUGAGGGGUGAGCGGAUCUCUGAGCUGCUGCUGGAGCUACAGGAUGACGAGCGCAGUCAGAGCUUCAUCUCGCAGGUGAAGAGGGCCAAACAGCACGCGGAGUCCAAAACCGAUGUUCCCAAAGCCCAGGAAGCUGUUGUCCCUCCCCCUCGGAAGGCGUCUGUCCCCAUCGCCCCGCAGAGAGGCGUCUCCAGAUCGGUCAGCGCUGCCCCCCCUGUCGCCAACCUCGCCCGGAACUCCGUGCCUCCGAACCCUAAGAGCAACUCGUUAGGGAAGCAGACCAACUCAGACCCAGCUCUCUCGCUGGCCAACGACUUUGGCUUCGAGGACAAUUUCAACCACGCGCUGAAGGUGGAGGAGAAGAAGAACCAGCAGAACCGUAGCAGCAGCAGCAGCACCAGCACCACCACCAACGCCGUCGCCGUCGCCGUCGCCCCACCCCCACCCAGGGAACGGCUCCCGGCCCCCCCGCUGCCGCCCCGUAAGGGCUCCUACACCCCCUCGGCGCCGCUGCCCGCCACCCCUCCGCCCCGAGACCGAGGCCCCGCCGUGCAGAACAUGACGCCUGUGAGAAGCGAAUUCCGAACGGUGGUGGACAAGAACUCCACGUGGACGGACAGCCCGUCCAGCAACACCAUGCGGCAGGCCCUGCUGAGCCAGGGCCAGAGGGAGGGCAUCAUCCGCCACCGCAUGGCCAAGAAGGAGAAGGAGUACGUGGACCUCAAGAACUUCAGGUUCUUCACGGGGACGUGGAAUGUGAACGGCCAGUCUCCAGACAGUAGCCUGGAGGCCUGGCUGUGCUGUGACCCCGACCCACCUGAUGUCUACGCCCUGGGAUUCCAGGAGCUUGACCUGAGCACGGAGGCCUUCUUCUACCUGGAGUCCUCUAAGGAGCAGCAGUGGGUGGACGUGGUGGAGAGGAGCCUGCACCCCAAGGCCAAGUACAAACGGGUGCGCAUGAUUCGUCUAGUUGGCAUGAUGCUGGUGGUGUUUGUCAACAAGGAACACAAGCACCACAUCAGAGAUGUGGCGGCGGAGACCGUGGGCACGGGCAUCAUGGGAAAAAUGGGUAACAAGGGCGGCGUGGCCGUGCGCUUCGUGUUCCACAACACCAGCUUCUGCUUCGUCAACUCCCACCUGGCGGCCCACGUGGACGACUUUGAGCGACGGAACCAGGACUACAAGGACAUCUGCGCACGCAUGAGCUUCCACCUGCUGGACUACCCUCCCCUCAGCAUUGUCAAGCACGAUGUUGUGAUCUGGCUGGGGGAUCUGAACUAUCGUCUGUUCUCACUGGACGCAAGCGAGGCGAAGAAGUUCAUCGCCAAUAACGAGCUGCGCAAACUGCAGGAGUAUGACCAGCUUAACAUCCAGAGGCAGACAAAGAAGGCGUUCACUGACUUCAUGGAGGGAGAGAUCAACUUCAUCCCCACAUACAAAUAUGAUCCCAAGACCGAUCAUUGGGACUCCAGUGGGAAGUGCCGCUGCCCUGCCUGGUGCGACCGGGUGCUGUGGCGCGGCCUCAACGUCAAGCAGCUGCACUACCGGAGCCACAUGGAGCUGAAGACCAGCGACCACAAGCCGGUCAGCGCACUCUUCAGCAUCGGGGUGAAGGUUGUGAACGAGCAGCGCCACAAGAAGGUCUUCGAGGACACGGUGCGCAAGCUGGACCGCAUGGAGAACGACUUCCUGCCCUCAUUAGUGCUGACUCGCACUGACUUCACCUUUGAGAAUGUGAAGUUCCGGCAGCUCCAGCUCCAGUGUUUCCAGAUCACCAACGACGGCCAGGUGCCGUGCCACUUCGCCUUCAUCCCCAAACUCAACGACACGCAGUACUGCAAGAACUGGCUGAGGGCCGAGCCUUGCGACGGCUACCUGGAACCCAACGAGUCGAUGGAGAUCCGCCUGGAGGUGUACGUGAGCAAGGACUCGGUGACGCUGCUCAACUCAUGCGAGGACCAGAUCGAGGACAUCCUGGUGCUGCACCUGGACCGCGGCAAGGACUACUUCAUCACCAUCUCGGGCAGCUACCAGCCCAGCUGCUUCGGCACCUCCCUGGAGACGCUGUGUCGCAUGAAGAAGCCCAUCCGUGAGAUCCCCGUCACCAAGCUCAUCGACCUGGGAGAGGAUAGCUUCACGGAGAAGGAAAAGUCCAGGAUGAACUUCCUACUGGUGGACAGUGCUGGGACCGAGGACAAGCCCCUGAAGAUCCCCAAGGAGGUGUGGCUGCUGGUCAACCACCUCUUCACUAAGGCCUGCCACCAGGAGGACCUGUUCCAGACUCCAGGCCUACAGGAGGAGUUGCAGGGCAUCAUAGACUGCUUGGACACCAGCAUUCCAGACACCAUCCCUGGUUGUAAUCACUCGGUGGCGGAGGCGCUGCUGAUCUUUCUGGAAGCUCUGCCGGAGCCCGUGGUGUGUUAUGAGCUGUACCAGCGGUGCCUGGACAGCACGCACGACAGCCGCCUGUGCAAACAGCUGAUCUCUCAGCUUCCCCGGGCUCACCGCAAUGUGUUCCGCUACCUGAUGGCCUUCCUCCGAGAACUACUGAAGCACUCCAUAGACAAUAACCUCACCGCCAACCUCUUAGCGUCUCUCUUCGCCAGUCUUCUGAUCCGGCCCCCUCCUAACCUGGUGAGCCGGCAGACGUCAGCGGAGCGGCAGAAGGCCAACGACUUCAUCCUGGGCUUCCUCAUGUCAAGUGAAGAUGAGUGAGGGGUCAAAGGUCAAGGGUCAGCAGUGAAGGGUCACGCCCCCCACUCUUGCUCUGCCCUGUGUGGUGUACCAGUUCAAGUGGACUUGAGACCUGGAGCAAAAUAGUUGAGGUGUCUGUGUGUGUGUGUGUGUGUGUGUGUGUGUAUGUAUGUGUGUGUGUAAGCCCCAUGGCUGGAUGCAUCAAGAAGACACUGCUAUAGUUGUAGGAGAGAUUUUUUUUUUGCACACAGAGAUCUCCUUGAGCCCAUCAUCACAGUGUGUGUGUGUGUGUGUGUGUGUGUGUGUGUGUGUGUGUGUGUGUGUGUGUGUGUGUGUGUGUGU
This is a messenger RNA of Alosa sapidissima (American shad), 4024 nucleotides long. RefSeq names its product OCRL inositol polyphosphate-5-phosphatase (gene ocrl). The transcript is spliced from 24 exons. Gene Ontology annotation, cellular component: cytoplasm; membrane. NCBI's taxonomy places the organism in Eukaryota, Metazoa, Chordata, Actinopteri, Clupeiformes, Clupeidae. Gene Ontology annotation, biological process: signal transduction; phosphatidylinositol dephosphorylation. Bases 716 to 3703 code for a protein of 995 amino acids. Gene Ontology annotation, molecular function: inositol phosphate phosphatase activity; phosphatidylinositol-4,5-bisphosphate 5-phosphatase activity. The record is from RefSeq and is a predicted model, not a curated record.